Molecule: messenger RNA, 1140 nt
Organism: Durusdinium trenchii
Lineage: Eukaryota; Dinophyceae; Suessiales; Symbiodiniaceae
Source: the annotation of a GenBank genome assembly
AUGGGUGAGACACGCUCCAGGGCCCGCCACGAGAAGACGCGGCGCAACAGAAAGAUAGAAAACAGUGCAGCCAUCUCGACCUUGCGCACGCGGGUGGUGGUUUGUGCCUCCCUUGUCUUGGUGGCUGGUGCUUUUCUUCUGUCAGAGGUGUCUCUGACUUCAAGAGUAAGGACAUGGGCAGGGGUCAUGCUAGAGAAGAGCUCCUCAAAGUCAACAUUUCUCCCAGGCACCCAACCCUCGCCGGUGGUGGAAACCCCGGCGCCGCAGCUCGCGACCGUGACACAGGCCCCGCAGGUGCCAAGCCCGGUGGCAACACCGACUGAGGCACCCAAAGAACGGGGUGAAGUCCAAGGCGCGCCCAUUGAGGCUGCGCCUCGAGCUCUAAAGUCCUGCUUGUCCUUCGUGCACAUCCCGAAGGCGGGUGGCUCCAAUAUCGAAGGCAUCAUUGCACGAGCCUAUGGUUACAAUCAGGUGGUCGAGAAUCCAGGUGACUGCAUUUCCAUGCGGAAGAUCGAGAAGGACGUCCGCUUUUGGGGAAUGUGCGACGACAGGCUUCGAUGCGAAACGAAGAAGCAUUGCGGCUGGUCAGGCGCUGACUGCUGUUUCAUCAACAAGUCCUUCGAACCACAACCACCCAAGAACACUGGCGUGGAUCGAUGCAGCUUCUGGCAUUUUCCACCAGCUUGGGACUCGCAGCUGGCAACGACCUACACGCAGGAGUGUGAUGCCUUUUGCGUGGUCCGGGAACCCGUGUCUCGCUACCUUAGCCACUGGAGAUGGCGGCAUCUUCAAAAAACUGGCUGUAGUGCUGAAGCACUCGAGAAGUUCACCAAGGAGAAGUUGGCAAAGGCUCAAGGAAACGAAUAUUUGUUGGAAGACUGCCAUUUCACGCCCCAGGUCUUUUAUGCCUUCUACAAUGGUAAUCCUGCCAAUGGGCGUAUAUGCCAACACAUCCUGAAGCUGGAAAACUUGCAUCAAGAAUUCGAUCCUCUGAUGAAGAAAUAUGGUUAUCCGGACAAGGUGAAGCUGGGUAAGAGCAAAUCUCGUGCGAGCCACGGCUGCUCGAUCACACCGACAGAAGAAACCCUCCGCUUGAUCAAGGAGUACUAUGCAGAGGACUUCAAGGCCUUCGGCUAUUGA